Molecule: messenger RNA, 3632 nt
Organism: Seriola aureovittata
Lineage: Eukaryota; Metazoa; Chordata; Actinopteri; Carangiformes; Carangidae
Product: atrial natriuretic peptide receptor 2-like
Exons: 23
Coding region: 36-2657 (873 amino acids)
Biological process (GO): protein phosphorylation; intracellular signal transduction; cGMP biosynthetic process
Molecular function (GO): peptide receptor activity; guanylate cyclase activity; protein kinase activity
Source: RefSeq, a predicted model, not a curated record
UUAGAGCAGGUCUGGCCACAGCAACAAACCUCCUCAUGGCUUUUUGGAUAGCAGCGUCCCUCUGCCUGUAUUUCCUGCUGGGAGUAAAUUGCUGGCAUGACCUGGACAACACAGAGUACGACUGUUGGCCGAUCAACAAUCCAAAUGAUUACAACAUGAUUAGCUGUGGAGGUCUGGAAAUGUCCUGGGUGCAGCGUCCCCCAGAGAAAGUAACCAACGGUGAGGAGUUCAAUGUCUCGUACACGGUGACGGCCUCAGAUUCCUUCUACGAGUACGCCAUCAGGAACAAGAUCUUCCAGUUUAGUGAUGCGUCAGAGGCGAAGAGGUUCUGUCAUGAACAUGAGUGCCCGGCAAACUGGAACAACGCCAAUGAAAUGAACUGCUGUGUGUAUCACGCCAACAUCCACUCCUGUCCUCUCGGUCUCAUGAAACAAGGUGGAAUCUGUGGCCCUUGGAUUCCUGAUGAUGGUAAAAUAGUGACUCACACUGUAUCCAAAGCAGGCAAGAUGUCCCAGAAAUACUGGACUUCAAAGGUGGUGCUGAUCCAUGUGGGAGUCACCUCAGUCAUUGCUCACAUCAAAAUCGGACAGAUGCACGCAGCACUGGAGUCCAAAGUGCUUGUUGUCAGUGCCCAAGUGUGUGGGGACGACGUCUGCGAGCUGGAGGAGAACUGUCUGAACUGUCCUGCAGACUGCGGCAUCUGCCCAAUGUCCAUCGCUAUCAAAGUAGCCAUUGGCCUUCCAGUCACCCUCUUCAGCAGUGGCUUCAUCCUAACCAUGGUGUGGCUUCAGUACCAGAAACAGAAGAUGUUUUGGGAUGAAAGCUGGAUCAUCAACUACAAGAACAUCAUAUUUGGUAGAAUGUGCUGGAUGGGCAUUGGCAGCAUCACGAGCCUGCAGCGCGGAAAGAGUAACUCCACCAUCAGUCAAAUUACUGAUUUGACUGUGUGCACUGGAGUCAACACCUCUUUCAAACAAGGCUUCAUCCAGCCAGCCAUAUAUGAUGGAAGGACUGUAGCGGUGAAACACAUCCAGAAGAAACAUUUCGCUCUGUCUAAAACCAUCAGGAAGGAGGUGAAAGAAGUCAGGCAACUGGACCACCCCAAUCUAUGCAAGUUCAUUGGUGGUUCCAUUGAGGUGCCUUAUGUGAGCAUCAUCACAGAGCACUGCCCCAAAGGGAGCCUGUCUGAUGUCCUGCUGAAUGAUGACAUCCCCAUCAACUGGGGCUUCAGGCCAGGAAACCUCCACACGCAGCCUUGUUUAUUUACAUUGUUUUGGAUGCGAAUACUAUACUAUAUUUACUCCUAUAUUAUAAGAGAGUCUCCUCCCCCAUACAGGCUGUCGUUUGCCACUGACAUCGCCCGGGGGAUGUGUUACCUCCACCAGCACAAAAUGUUUCAUGGGAGACUUCACUCCAGAAACUGUGUUAUUGAUGACCGCUGGGUGUGCAAAAUCUCAGAUUAUGGGCUCACAGCCUACAGAAAGGAGGACUUUGAGGCCGUCAGUAAUGGCUUCAACUGUGGGGAUGUAAACCGCGUGUACUGUGCUCCAGAGGUGCUGCUGGGAAGCAGUUCCAAUAUGGCACCAGCAGCGGACGUCUACAGCUACUCCAUGAUUCUGGUCGAGAUUGCAACUCGCUCUGACCUCAUUUCAGACCAGACUGAGGGAGUGAGGAUAGAUAUCAUGUGGCGCCCCCCUCUGCCUGAACUCAAAGCAGGGAAGGCAGAUACUGACUGUCCAAGUCAGGGAGACUACAGUGAGCUCAUUAAGAAAUGCUGGUCUCACAACUUCACCAUGAGACCUACAUUUGAGCAAGUGAAGAAGAUGCUUGACAAGAUGAACCCACACAAAGUCAGCCCAGUGGACAUGAUGAUGAACCUGAUGGAGAAGUACAGCAAACAUCUGGAGGCCAUAGUUGCUGAGAGAACACAGGACCUUCUUCAAGAGAAACAGAAGACAGAUCGACUGCUAUACAGUAUGUUACCAAAGCCGGUGGCCGAUGACCUCCGUCAAGGUCGAACAGCAGAGGCUCAGAGCUACUCCAAUGCCACCGUCUACUUCAGCGACAUUGUUGGAUUUACUCAGCUGUCUGGUGCCAGCACACCCCACCAGGUAGUAGACUUCCUCAACCAGCUCUACACCACCUUCGACGACAUUAUUGACAAUUAUGAUGUCUACAAAGUGGAGACAAUAGGCGAUGCUUACAUGGUGGUCUCUGGGGUCCCUAAAGAAAAUGGCAUCUAUCAUGCCGGAGAGAUAGCCAGCAUGGCCCUGGAUCUGGUCAGUGUCUGUCACAAUUUCAAGAUCCCCCACAAGCCCAACACACAGCUGAAGAUCCGCGCCGGCAUCCACUCAGGACCUGUUGUGGCCGGUGUGGUUGGCACCAAAAUGCCACGCUACUGCCUUUUCGGAGACACUGUCAACACAGCAUCACGGAUGGAAUCAACUAGUGAAGCUCUGAAGAUCCAGGUGAGUGAUGCCACAGCUGACCUGCUUCACACACUCAGAGGUUACGUUCUGACCUGCAGAGGAACACUUAAUGUGAAAGGCAAGGGGGAUAUGACAACAUGGUGGCUUGAAGCAAAGAGAGACGAUCACACAGACCCGCUGCUCAGAACAUGUGAAUCCAGAGGAGUCCCAGUACCAGUUAGUGACUAAAUCUAGAGUCUAAAUUGUGAAAAUAAAUGUAUGAACUGGUUAGGCUUGGUGUUAUGAAAUUGAACUGGGUCCAGUGAAUUAAGUUAGACUUAAAAGUGCAGAUAUUAUAAGAUUAAAUUAUGAGAUGAAAAAUUAUUGUGAAUGUAGAUGUCACACUGCACUGUAAAUUCACAAGAUGAUACUAGUGUUUUAUUGUGCUGUUCAUUAUCAUAGUUCCAUUAUUGUGACCAGGGGUAAUGAUGACAAGCGAAAUCCUAUUGAUAAUAAGAAGAAAUGCACAAUACCUACAAAAAAAAAAAAAAAAAACAUUGUUUUUUUGUAAUAUGAUUGUGCAGGACAUAGUCAUGUAUUAUUUAUUGUUUUGCACUUUUUGGGAAGAAUCAAAAAAACAUAUGCAGAAAAACAUGCCAGAGCUGAGGAAAUGCUGUUUUGGCCCCACAUUAUUAUUAUUUUUUUUGUCAUCUAUACCUUUUGUAUUUUGCAAUCUGAGGCACUUUUCUGUUUCCUAAUAAAUUAAAAGUAAAGGAUAUAUUCACUGCCUGAAAAUUAAAACAACUCUCUUACAAUAAGUAAAUUAAACUUUUCAGUGAACUCAGAUAAACUAGAUUUUUGCUCUACAAAGAAACAUCUUUAUAGUCUGAUUCCUUACAUUUCAAACAUUUUGUCUAAGAACAUGUAAUCUGACAAUAAAUGCCUGACCAUACACCUUUUCUAUCUGAAAAGCUUGAUUUACCUAUGAAUGUACAAGUAAUUUGGAACCAAACUCUUCCAUUAAUGCUUCUUGUGAGUUUGCUUUAAAUUUUCAAAAUUUUACUUGCAGAGUAGAUUUGAUACACAAAGCCUUACUCAUUACUUUUGUAGAGGAAGAAUGUACAGUUUUGUUUUUCAUAAGUGUUGCUUACUGUGCAGUGCAAUGAUUUCUUUUACUGUAUUGUUCUUAUAUCCAGUGAUGAUAUGAAUUGCAUUAAAGUAACU